Ruditapes philippinarum (Manila clam) is the source of this 627-nucleotide messenger RNA. RefSeq lists its product as uncharacterized. Lineage: Eukaryota; Metazoa; Mollusca; Bivalvia; Venerida; Veneridae. The record is from RefSeq and is a predicted model, not a curated record. The transcript has a single exon. The coding region runs from base 1 to 627 and encodes 208 amino acids.
AUGGCGAGUAUACAAUAUAUUAAAGGUGUAAGGACCAGGUUCCGAAAUAUUUUAGACUUAGAAAUACAAAAGGGUGAUGGUCUGUUGAACACAGAAAUCGAUGAGGAAUUCGAUUUAGACAGAAUGCUUAACGAAGUGUCGAAAUGUUUUGAGAAGGUAAAAGAAUAUAAAGAAAAGGUUGAGAGACAAAGUGAAAAAUUAGUGGAAUCGAUUGACAAAAAAGAAAGCGAGAUGAUUGAGGAAAUUAUUGACGAAGAUCUCACCUUGUGUGAAAAAGCCUUCGACAUGUGUCAAAAUUUACAAGUGUUCACUAAAACGUUGAUGCAAAGUAAAGAAAAAUUAGAAUUUAAAGUUGAUCAAAAGGAUUACACACAUGAUUUAGUGGAGGUUCAAAAGAACACUCAACAGUUACUUGAAGCUCAGAUGAGACAACAAGAAAAAGAAAAACGUAAAGAAAAUGAGAAACUGUCAUCAAUUAAGCUUCCAAAGAUAGAUAUGAUCAGUUUUAAUGGUGACAAAACAAGAUGGACAGAAUUUUGGGACAGCUUCGAAAAUGCUGUACAUAACAACAAAUACAUAUCAAAUGUUGAAAAGUUUAACUAUCUGAAGGGAAAACUAGUUGGCUAA